CCUAUGAUUGCGACGCGUCAAACGUUCGGUUGCUUAUAACCUACAGUUAAUUUGAAAAUGAUUUAAAAAAACAAUCGCUGUAAGAUUACAAUAGUACUUGAUUGAAGAUCUGAUUUGUGUGUACGUUUUUUUGUGACUUAGUGCGCAUUAUAAUAUUGUUAUAUCGACGUCUUUCUGUUGUAUUUUGCUAGGUAAUCUCGAAAAACUAUUCAGUUUUAUUCAAAAUGAUCACAUCACAAGAUAAAAGAAACAUCUCUAGUGAUGCUGUGGAAGUCAAUGAGCAGGAUGUAGAAUGUGAUGCAGAUGAGAAUGGUGGCCUAAGGAUCGAUGAGGAGAUAUAUAUUCCACCACCAGCAAAAGUUUUUUGUGAAGUUGACACAACUGGACCAAGACUCAUCAUUACCCAAAUUGUCAAUGAGAAUUUUAAAAGUUAUGCUGGCACACACGUGAUUGGUCCAUUUCACAAGAGUUUCUCUGCAGUAGUAGGACCUAAUGGUAGUGGCAAGAGUAAUGUGAUAGAUUCUAUGCUGUUUGUGUUUGGCUAUCGCGCCAGUAAGAUCAGAUCAAAAAAGAUUUCCGUUUUAAUACAUAAUUCCAGCAAUUUCCCAAAUCUCAAUAGCUGUACUGUCUCUGUACAUUUUCAGAUAAUUAUUGAUAAGCCCGGAGAAGAGUAUGAAGUUGUGCCAAAUAGCAAGUUUGUUAUAUCUAGAACAGCAUUUAAAGACAGCUCGUCAUAUUAUGAGCUUAAUAAGAAAAAAGUACAAUUUAAUGUGAUUGCUAAGUUUUUAAGAUCUCACGGAGUCGACUUGGACCACAAUCGUUUCUUAAUAUUACAGGGCGAAGUGGAACAGAUUGCAAUGAUGAAGCCUAAGGGACAGAAUGAGAACGAUACUGGUAUGUUGGAAUUUUUGGAGAACAUAAUUGGCACAUCUCGAUAUCAAGAACCUUUAGAGAAGCUAGCAGAUAAGGUUGAAAUAUUAACGGAGCGUAGAGUGGAAAAAUUACAUCGUCUCAGAAUUGUACAGAAGGAGAAGGCGACUUUGGAGGAACCUAUGCAAGAAGCGGUACAGUAUUUAAAGAUGGAGAACACGAUAAUUAGAUUACAACACCAGCUUUAUCACUGCAAAAGAUCUGAAGCGGAAAAAGAGCUCAACGAACAUGUUGGAAAAAAUGAUAGUCUGAACAAGGAAUUGGCCGAGCUGAUAGACGAGAUGAAAAGUAUUGGUGAGCAGAAGGAGGAGAAACUCAAAGUUAUCAAGGAGAAGAGUAAGAAAUGGGAAGUCCUGCAACAGCAGAAAGAUGAAGCCACAACAAAGUUUGAUCAAGUGCGCAAGAAGGACGAGUCGUUGCACGCCGAACUUGUUGAGACGAAUAAGCGAAGGAAAGCUAACAUAGCGUCUACCAAGAUGGAAAAAAACAAGCUGGAGGAACUUGUUAAAGUGCCAGAGAAAAAUGCGAAAGACAUUGAGGAAUGCAAACACUUGAUCGAGACACACGUAUCUAACAGGGAAAAAGAAGAGGCGUCGUUAGCAACUUUAAUGGCAGGACUGCGGAAAAAGACGGAGCCGCUGCUGAAUGAGCGAUCCGAGUUGGAAAAGAAGUUGAUAUCUCUGAGGAAAAAUGUGGAUCAAGCGAAAGCGGCAUAUGAUAUACAACAAUCCGAACUGGAGCUCUACACAUCAGUAGAGAGAAACGAAAAGGAAAAAUUGAAAAGUCUUCAGGAGUCAGUGGAGAGUACUGCGAAUACUCUCAAGGAACGGCAGAAACAGCUUGUGUUAUUCGAAACAAAGAUUCCGAUAAGCGAACGCAGCUUGAAACAGGCACAGAACGAGUUGGACGAGGUGAAGGCUCGCGAAGCCGAGAAGACUGCUGAACUGAAAAAGAUGCGAAUAACCUUCGAGGAGCAGCGUUCUGCCAUGCAAGCCAGUAAAUCGAGGAAUCGUAUUCUGGACUCGUUGAUGAGGGAGAAACGCGAGGGACGGAUACCUGGAAUCUUCGGAAGAUUGGGCGAUUUAGGUGCCAUUGACGCAAAGUAUGACAUCGCGGUGUCGACAGCAUGCGGCCCGCUCGAUAAUAUCGUCGUAGAUACCGUGGCUACAGCGCAGGCAUGCAUCACGCACUUACGGCAGCACGACAUAGGCCGCGCCACGUUUAUAGCGUUGGAGAAACAACAACAAUUUCUGACCAGGUGCGGCCGUAAGAUCCAAACGCCGGAAAAUGUACAUCGAUUAUUCGAUCUGAUUAAGGUAGAGGAUGAUCGUGUGCUGCCGGCAUUUUACUACGGCCUGCAGGACACUUUGCUGGCGCAGGACCUGGAUCAGGCAACACGCAUCGCGUACGGUGCCACGCGUUAUCGCGUGGUGACAUUGAAGGGCGAAUUGAUCGAGUUGUCGGGCACCAUGAGCGGCGGUGGACGCACGGCGCUUCGCGGUCGGAUAGGCCAGAAGAUUGUGAGGAACGAGCCGUCGAGCGCUGAUAUCGAGAAGCUUCAAUCACAAUUAGAUGCUGUGUUUGAUGAGUGCAAUAGUCUGAAGGCGAAGCAACCGUUGCUCGAGCAGCAGAUACACGUGUUGACAACUGCUUUAAGAGACAUGAGGAUCGACAGAAAGAAAUUCGGCAUCGAAGUGCAGACACUGAGAGAGCAAGAGCCGUUGUUGCGAGAGCAGCUUAAAGUACAGGAGAAAAAGGUCGCUGAGUCGGUGUCAGAUUCGGCAAAGGUCGCGAAACUGCAGAAAGCAGUGGACGGGGCGAAAUCACAUUUGGAUCAGGUCGAGGAGAGUUCCGCUUUGGUGGAGAAAGAAGUGGAACGGAUCAAUAAGAAGAUAGAUGAUAUUUCCGGCAAUCGGGUACGCGAUCAGCAGGCGAAGAUCGCGCAGCUCACGAAAUCGGUGGAUAAGGCCAAGGCGGAGAUAUGUCGGCUGCAAGUGGCCAUCAAGACUGCUGAGAGAAAUGCCAAGAAAACGGAGAAACAAAUAGAGACAUUAGAGAGUGAUGUGAAAGUUUGUGAGCAGAAUCUGAGAGACAUUCAGAAGGAGAAAUCCGAGCUCGAAGAACGCGCUAAGACGAUUUUGGACAAGUUGGAGAAGAUCAAUGAAGCACUGGCGGAGCGAGACGACAAUGUGUCAUCUAUGAAGAAUGAAUUGAACGCUCUGCAAGCGCGUGAGGAUAAGAUGAAGGCGGUAAAGAUCGAUCUGAAUCAGAAACUUCAUGAAAGUAAGAAAGUGUUGAAGGAGCUGCAACAAAUAAUUCCCGAAUACAACCGCAAGAUAGUGGAUUUAAAAUUACGAGUGAUUCCACAUGAGACUCAGGAGCCGCUCAAAGACUUAACGGAGGAAGAGAUUGAUCAAUUGGACGCUAUGAUGGUGAUGCAGAAUCUGCAGAAGACUAAGAAGAGACUGCCCGAACAGAUACCUAAUAUGCAGAUCAUCGAGGAUUAUCAAGAGAAGGAUGCGCUAUACAUACGUCACGCUGCUGAUCUGGAAGAGAUGACACUAACGCGUAACAAGAUGCGCGAUCUCUACGAAACCGCCCGGCGACGCAGAGUGCAGGAAUUUUUACACGGCUUCAAUCUGAUCACCACAAAGCUGAAGGAGAUGUAUCGGAUGAUCACAUUAGGUGGCGACGCGGAGUUGGAGCUGGUAGACUCGUUGGACCCAUUUAGCGAGGGUAUCGUGUUCAGCGUACGUCCACCCAAGAAGUCGUGGAAGAGCAUCGGUAAUCUCAGCGGUGGCGAAAAGACUCUGAGUUCAUUGGCGCUGAUCUUCGCUCUUCAUCACUACAAACCUACGCCGCUGUACUUCAUGGACGAAAUCGACGCGGCUCUAGACUUCAAGAAUGUUUCGAUUAUUGGCAACUACAUCAAAGAGCGCACGAAGAACGCUCAGUUCAUCGUCAUCUCAUUGCGCACAAACAUGUUUGAAUUGGCUGAUUGUCUGGUGGGCGUUUACAAGACGUUCAAUUGUUCCAAGAGCGUGACCCUUUAUCUGAGGCGCUUUUACGAGAACAACGAUAUCACGCCAUCCACGCAACUCACUUCAAGGAUGUACGCGACUCAGGCCUCACAAGCAGUCUCGACACAGCGCGUCGAGGCGAGUCCGCGCGAUAAAAAUACCACGUCUACAACGAAUGACAAAAACGCGAGCAACACGCAGUCAAAUGAAGAAAAGAGACCGUCCGCGGAGAAUAAUAUUGCAAAUCAAAGGCAAUUAAACGACGAACAACUGGAGGUUGAUGAAUGCGGUCUUCCGGAUUUGGCAGUAUGCGCGACGCCACAGAAAAUUUCACCUCAACAUUCCAGUAGGAUAGCAAGGAAGAGCAUGGAGAAGGAGGACAAGGGACUGAACAGAAAGCGCAAGUUAACAGAAGAACAAUCGACAAAUAACAAUUAAUUUAAUUUUAAAACUUAAAAAUAUGAAAUGUUGAGAUAGUUUAGUUGUAAUUUAAUAUAAAA
Linepithema humile (Argentine ant) is the source of this 4450-nucleotide messenger RNA. RefSeq names its product structural maintenance of chromosomes 4-like protein gluon (gene glu). Gene Ontology annotation, biological process: mitotic chromosome condensation. The record is from RefSeq and is a predicted model, not a curated record. Gene Ontology annotation, cellular component: condensin complex; chromosome. NCBI's taxonomy places the organism in Eukaryota, Metazoa, Arthropoda, Insecta, Hymenoptera, Formicidae. Gene Ontology annotation, molecular function: protein binding; ATP hydrolysis activity; ATP binding.